CACGGCGCAGGCGCCACGUUUUAUCUAAUCUCGCCGCUCUCUUUCUGCUGUGUGUAUACGAGACCCCGCCGCCAUAGUUAAUAUUUCAACCGAUAGAAUAUUAAUGGCGACAUUCGCGGCGUGUUUCCGGGAUUAAAAUUUCUCAUCGUCUCUCAAAAAAAAAACACACAGAGGACGCGAGAAUGCGUUGGCGAAUUCCGUCGGCCGCGUUCCCGCACGCUGACCUGAGAAAACGUUGACGAAAAUGUUGUGUUGUUGAAAGAAGCGCACACUUGCCCUGCCGCUUAGCGCGUUACCUCGAGGCAUAUUGUGCGCCGCACGCGCCAGCGCAAUUCUGUUCGGAGGACUUUUCAGGCGCGAGAGCGGCGCUACGCGGAGUCAAACGCGAGCCACUGUGUGGUGGUGGUCGGUGACUUAUGUACCGUUAACUCGAAUUCAUUCCCCUUGGCCGGUUCUUCUCGUGGAACAUCGCGACUUGGUGCGCGUCCCGCCUACCGACCGAAGAGGACCGUGCGAUAUAUUUCGAUCGUGUGUACACACACACACACACACACACACAAACGCCUGUGAAACCCGGAAACGAACAGUGCGGCGUCUCCGUUUUCCAACAGAGACCUCGUCACGCGCGCGCAAGAGAGAAAGAGAGAGACAGCGACAUUAGCCAUAGUGUGUGUAUGUGAGCGCGAAUUUAUCGCGGAGUCACUCUCGAGCUCUCCUCGAGCUUCCGUUAAAGUGCGCGCGCGUCCACAUACGUAUUCUACAUGGUUACGCUUAUAUGACGUGGUCGUCGUGUGCGCCGACAUUAACAUCCCGUGCGAUUACGAUACGUCGGUCGACGUUGUGCACGUAGAAAUGAGAAAGUCGUUGCCGCCGCGCUGAGAGGAUUGGGAACACAACGCGGGCGAGAGACAGCCAGACGGACGAUUCACGUACUAAGCGAGGAGGUAAACCGAAGGCGGCGACAGUAGCAGAGGGUACGUCGCUCCGAUACGCACGACGGGAAUCUCGCGGCUUUUGAUCGCGCCUGCUUAUUUUUUGUUGCCCGCUUGUUGUCUACCUGCCUGGUACUUACGACAUUACUCUAGAAAAUGAAUUUUACACCGUUUCCUGGGUUCACCGGCACACUGCCGACAGGCACCGUCCAUCAAUUUGCCACUGCUAAAUUCGCGCAAAAUCUUACCACUGGAGGACAGGUAGUUGGAGUACUUUCAGGUGGUGAGGGUGGAGUUCACUAUUUAAGACCAGUUGAUCCAAAUGGAUUCACUGUGGCUCAGAGUGGCAACAGUCAGCAACAGCAAAUCAUUACUUUGCCAAUCACGGUACCCGGAAAGGAUGGUACUCAGCAACAACAGACUGUCCAAAUACAAGUGGUGAAUCCCAAUGUAUCUCAAAGCGGGAAUAACGGCGAUCAACCCAAGUAUCAUUUGACACCAAUAUCGCUGAGCCAAUUUCCGCAAGGGGCAGCUACCGUCCUCACUGUUGCCUACAGUCAACAAGGUGCGGAUGGAGUACAAAUUCAAGUACAACCGCAAAACACUGUAGCAACUACGCAAACAUCCGAUCAAACAACACAGAGUACGUCUACCGCUGUGACCACCACGUCUCAGCAGACUAUUCAACAGACAGUGCAACUUCCGGGAGCGCCUGAAGGUCUAACCGUAGUUGCUCAAAUUCCCCAAGAUUUGAUCUUGCGAGAGAGCAUAGAGGAAUCGAAGGAGGAUGUGAAGGAGGGCACAACACCGGUGGCUCUCAUUAAACGUGGUGUCAAAAAUCAAGGUAAUCAGAGUGGCGAAGAGUUCAUUACCACUAUGCCUCCCAGUUGGCAAAGUCUUGCUGCUCCAGGAUCCACGGUCGCGGAUUAUCUCUCCAGACUGCCAGCCAGUACAUUGCCUAUAAGUUUGCAACAUUUCCUCAAGUUUUCGGCAGAGACUAUAAAGAGGGAAGCUACCAUUGAAUCUAGUCCGCUCGGGGCGGACGCACUCGACGCUUCCGGAAGCGCUACUUCGGCUGAGCAAUCGGUACAGAUUACUGUUGCCGGAGCGGAAGCGGCAAUCAUUCCUGAUGUCGUUGAGGAACAGGAAACGGGAGCAAAACCGAAACGGAAAAAGAAGUAUAAAAAGAAACCACCGAAGCCGAAAAAACCGAAACCCGGUCAGGUGAGCAUAGUUACCGCUCUCGAUGGCACGACUUUGUUUUGUUGCCCUCAGUGUAAUAUGGCGUAUCCAGAGAAGGAGAGUUUGGAACAGCACUUGAUCGGGCACAAAAUAGAGAGGAGAUUCAUAUGUGACAUCUGCGGCGCUGGUCUUAAACGGAAGGAGCAUUUGGAGCGACACAAAUUAGGUCACAAUCCGGACAGACCGUUUAUAUGUUCUGUGUGCAUGAAAGGUUUUAAACGAAAAGAACAUUUGAAUCUUCAUUUUGUUAUACAUUCUGGACAGAAGACCGAGGUUUGCACCGAAUGUGGCAAAGCGUUCUAUCGGAAGGACCAUCUUAGAAAACAUGCUAGAUCUCAUCUUUCGAAGCGUGCCAAGGAAGAUCCGUUGAACACGGGCGACACGACGCAAAGUCAACAGCAGGCGGACCAACAGCAACAGCAAGUGGAACAGAUGCAACAGCAGUCUGCGGUUCCUGAACUGCAGCAGAUUCAGAUACAAGUAGGGCAAGGCUCACAAGCGCAGAUUCAUCAGAUCUCUGUUAGCGAGCAGCAGCAAUCAACCGUAGUUUUGCCUACAGCUGCCGAAACAGGAGCCAUGACUAUGCUCCAUCAGCAACAGCAGCAACAGCAACAGUCGCAACAAUCUCAACAACAACAACAGCAACAAUCUCAGCAACAGCAUUAGCAACAGCAUACCGCCCCGCUUGGGCGGUAUCUUCGCUGCAAUCAUCAACAAGCUAGAGGCCGUGCAAGACGUAGUAUACUUGCUGAUUGAGUUUUGU
Molecule: messenger RNA, 2937 nt
Organism: Pseudomyrmex gracilis
Lineage: Eukaryota; Metazoa; Arthropoda; Insecta; Hymenoptera; Formicidae
Product: zinc finger and BTB domain-containing protein 49-like
Exons: 3
Coding region: 1089-2840 (583 amino acids)
Source: RefSeq, a predicted model, not a curated record